AUGAUUGGAGUCAAUGACGCUCCAAGGUAUAAUCCAAAUUUGGUAACAAUGGUGGACGCGCUCAUGGAGGCACCGAUGCUGAUGCUGGAAGUUCCAAAGGUCUUCUAUCAGGCGCGCUAUUCGGACUUCGCCAUAUGGCUCUUGAGGGAACGUGGACUGAUGGUCUUAGCGCUCUAUCGAAGUGCCGAGGCAUCACAGUCCGCUCACACCGGGGGCUUCCUGGAUAUGGCGACGCCCACACACGACUUCGUCUAUACGUGUCCACCAGGUACCAAGACCUUGCUGUGCGGCACCCAAGGGAAAUUGCAUGCUUGCCCUCAACGCAGUCGCGGCUCGACCGGGCCGGCCUCGUGGUGUGAAGAAAUUGUCCGAAUGGUACCAUCGGCAACGCUGUCACUGACGCUGUCACAGGUUGAGCAUUAUCCUUCCAAAGGAUGUGGACAAAUUGAUGAUCUCACAGCAGAGACAAUUUGUCUCCGCCGACUUCCGGUCGAGAGUGCUCUGAUUUCAGUGGCACCAGGAGCGCUCGACGCUGGUCAAGGCGGCGGCCGAGAAGUGCUCACCGGCACCUUGAAGAACUUCGGCAUCUCGGAAAGCAAAAGUCAUUUUGGCGAAGCCAAUGGACUUUCUGAGCAUGAAGAGACGAAGGGAUUCGGCAUUACUAAGUGGCAGAAAUCCUUGGAACAAGUCACAUCGAAGUUUCUGGAGAAGAAGAAAGGCCCCACAUCUCCCAGACCGGGGCCAGCACCCCUGUUCUUGCUAUACCAGAACACAGCUCCCUCACAGGGCGCGGUUGAAGUCAUCAUCCCAGACAAGCCCAUCCUAUCUUUGAUCCACAGCCAGCAUCAGCCAGAGAAGGCUGCUGCAGAUCGUAGGGAGCAGAUCCACAAGGAGCAGGUGAAGAGCGACCGUGUCAUUGUGACCGCCAGCGGCGGAGCUGACACCGUACCCACAGAAGUCGGGACCAGCGGCAUGCGGGCCAGGAUGAAGAAGGCCAUGGAGCACGUCUAUGGAAAUGACCUGACAGCCAGUGGAUGA
Messenger RNA from Cladocopium goreaui, 1038 nucleotides. The record is from the annotation of a GenBank genome assembly. NCBI's taxonomy places the organism in Eukaryota, Dinophyceae, Suessiales, Symbiodiniaceae.